Camellia sinensis is the source of this 479-nucleotide messenger RNA. NCBI's taxonomy places the organism in Eukaryota, Viridiplantae, Streptophyta, Magnoliopsida, Ericales, Theaceae. The record is from RefSeq and is a predicted model, not a curated record.
UGAUGGGGAUGCUCCAGCGGACAUUUGAUCUCCUAGCCCUCUACAGCAUACCGCCUCCUUUCCAGAUUCCCAUGGCGGGAGGUGCUCCAGCCGGACCUUCUGUCUCUGCUCGGGGGAGGGAUGAGGGGGGCAGGAUAUUUCCCCGUACCAGGGGAGGGCGUACUCAUGUCGGGAGUAGCUCGCGAGCUCCAGUCCCGGACGAUGAUGACGACGAGGAGUUAGAGGCGGAGGCAGAGGCGGAGUCUGAGUCAUCGGAGGAGGAGACCGGAGACGGUUCUAGCUCGGGUUUUGACGACGACGCUGAUGAUGCUCCUGGACCCUCGUCCAGGAAGAGGACUAGGACGGACUGACGGCCCCCCGGAGUGCUUGACAUGGAUGCAGAUUUUUGCUCUCUUCUUCUUUCUUGUACUUUUCUUUUUGUUGGUAGAUAGAUUACCUUGUACUGCCGCAGGCAGAUUUUUGUUUCCAAAACUUGUACA